AGUUUUUUUCCCGUGGUUCGCAUCAUAAAGCGGCGAAAAUCUUUCAACAUCGUAACGUUAUUUCGGCAUCCAUUAGACAAGAAAAGAGAUGGCAUUUGUUCGCAGGGUUUUCUCAGCAGUAAGCGCUUGCGGGUUUUUAUCUCCUCGUGAAAAAUUUCAUUUGCGUUUCUUCUGUAACAAAGUUGCGGUUUCCAAUCCUCUUUUCUCCAAAUUGCUUCAAAUACCCAUCUCUCAAAUCAAAACUACGCUUGAUUCAGAGGACCCUCUUCUCCUCAAUAAUUCCUCCUUCCCCUGGGAUGCCCUCCUUACAUCUCUCCAAUCUUCCUCGCCUCUUAAAGCUCAAUCGGUCUUGGAAUGGAGAUUAGAUAAAAUGCUGAAGGGGAAUGAGUCAUGCCAUGAUUACUCUGGUUUAAUAUCUCUUUGUGGAAAGAUUCGAAAUAUACCACUGGCAAUGCAUGUGUUUACUUCGAUGGAGCGUCGUGGAAUUAAGCCCAAUUCUUCUAUUUUCAAUUCCCUUAUUUAUGCUUGCUUGUGCUCCGGUGAGGUUGUGACAUCCCUUAGCUUGUUUGAGACAAUGGUGAGGUCUGAGGACUAUAAAGCCAAUUCUGAAACUUAUGAUAUUUUCAUAGCGGGCUUUUCCAGCUUGGGAAAUGUUGAUGCAAUGCACGCAUGGUACUCUGCCAAAAAGACUGCUGGGUUUUCGGCUAAUGUUCAAACCUAUGAAUCUCUCAUUUCUGGUUGUGUUAAAUCAAAGAAUUUCGAUGGUGCUGAUAGAUAUUAUGAGGAAAUGAUGUUAGUUGGAAUUAUGCCUAGCAUGACCAUAUUGGAGUCUGUUCUUGAAGGAUUUUGCAAGCGUAGAAGUUCAGGUAAAGUAAAAGAGUUUGUAGAGUUUCUGUUGGAUGCAGGUUGGAAAAUUAAUGAGAAUAUGUGUGAAGUGCUUGUGAAAUUUUAUUGUGAACAUGGGAAAGUGAAUGAAAUGGAGGAGCUACUUGUAACUUUGGUUAAGUACAAUCAAGAUCCUCAAGUUUUGUUGUUGGUGCAUUGUGGGAUUAUAAGGAUUUAUGCCUUGUCAGACAGACUGGAUGAUGUAGAAUACUCUGUGGGGAGAAUGGGAAAACAAGGGUUAUCAUUUAAACGUGCAGAAGAUGUUGAAAAGGUGAUUUGUUCAUACUUCAGGCGUGAAGAAUACGAAAGGCUAGAGCUAUUUUUGGACCAUAUCAAGAGUUCUUAUAAGCUCACAAGAUCAAAUUACGAUUUUCUGAUUGCUGGAUAUCGGAGAGCUGGCUUAUCUGAGAAAGUGGAUUUGGUGAUAAAGGAUAUGAAAUUUGCUGGAAUUUUUUAGUACCUUGAAUGGAGUAUAACCAAGUUCGCUCGAAUCUCAGUUGUCCUGGUUAUCUUAGCAUCACAGCAUUGGCCAAAUGUAUAACAAAGCUUCUAUUGGACUGAAACUAUGAAAGAGAUUGAGAUUGUUUUGUGGUAAGUGGAGUAAUAUUAAAGUGAUCACAAGGUCAUGCAACUAUAUUUGAUUAUACUUUUUUUAUUUUUAAUUUAAUCUGUUUUUUAUGUUAUAGGGAAAAUGAGAAAUUAUGUAAUUAUUGCAUCCCAAAUAUUGUAAAGGAAUGCACUUAUCGCCAGACUAUAAAUCUGUUGUCGAAUUGUGUGCUCAGGGACAACAUUAAUGAA
Mangifera indica (mango) is the source of this 1683-nucleotide messenger RNA. RefSeq names its product pentatricopeptide repeat-containing protein At2g30780-like. The record is from RefSeq and is a predicted model, not a curated record. Gene Ontology annotation, molecular function: mRNA binding; protein binding. Bases 89 to 1342 code for a protein of 417 amino acids. NCBI's taxonomy places the organism in Eukaryota, Viridiplantae, Streptophyta, Magnoliopsida, Sapindales, Anacardiaceae. The transcript is spliced from 2 exons.